Aethina tumida (small hive beetle) is the source of this 1197-nucleotide messenger RNA. RefSeq names its product zinc finger and SCAN domain-containing protein 12-like. The transcript has 2 exons. Gene Ontology annotation, cellular component: nucleus. Lineage: Eukaryota; Metazoa; Arthropoda; Insecta; Coleoptera; Nitidulidae. Gene Ontology annotation, molecular function: zinc ion binding. The coding region runs from base 119 to 1156 and encodes 345 amino acids. The record is from RefSeq and is a predicted model, not a curated record.
GAUCUACGGUAUACCUGUAUCAAAUAUAGGUAUAAUUAUUGUAAGUUGGCAUACGUGCAGCGUACAUUCUACAUCUGUCUGUCCAUGUGUCAAAUAGUGUAUAAAGCAACAAAAACAAAUGGAAAUAGACUUCGCAACGCGAUGUCGUUUGUGUUUAAGUUGGGAAGAGACCAUGCUGGAUCUGUAUGCGGAAUUCGAUCAGGGAAUAUCGCUCUGCGAGAUUUUGAACAGCGUCGAUCUGAAGGUCGCCCAAGAUGACGGUGGAUCCAGACUUGUUUGCGAGAAAUGCAGCACUACCAUUAUAGAGUUUUACAAUCUCAGGGUUGCCUAUUUGGAGAACCAGCAGUAUAUGAGCUCCAUUACCAUUGAUACAAAGAUAGAGAUUACUGUGAAUGAAGAAAAUAAAGAAUUGGCACAGGAAAAGGUUGUUGAAGAAGUAGAAAAUGUUGACUCACCUAGUGGAAAUAUCUCAGGAUUGGACGAGAGUUUGGAACAACAGCCUGAACCAAAACUAGAUGAUGCUGAGGAAUCAGAUGACGCUGAAAUAAUUGUAAUUAAGCCAGACAUUGAUGUUGAACCUAGACAGUCAUAUAAGCCAGCAAAUAUUUGUGAAAUAUGUGGUGGCAAGUUUAAGAGGAAGUCUGACUUAAUGGAUCACUAUGAUGUGCAUUCUGAUCAAAAGAAAUAUGUUUGUCCAUUUUGUGGUAAAGCUUUUAAACGACGUACAGUAUUGGUAAAACACAAAAAACUUCACACAAAUCCAAGAGAAAUGAUAUGUGAUUUGUGUGGGAAAGCUUUUAAUGAUAAAUGUACAUUAAAAACACAUAUCAUGUUGUUGCAUGAAAAAACUAGAAACUUCAAGUGUCCCAAAUGUGAACUAACAUUCCCACUGAAAGCCACACUAAUAAAACACAUCAUGAGGCACAAUCCUGUCAGAGAUAAAUUGUAUUCUUGUCAGAUUUGCAACAUGGUUUACAAAGACAAAUCUAGUUUAACCAGGCACUUUGCCACUAAACAUGGUUCAGGGACUCAAAAGUUUAUAUGUAUUUGUAAAAAGGAAUAUACCACACUCUCAAAUUUACAAAAGCAUCAACUUAAGCAUCAUGGGACAAAGGUCCAAGAAAAUAGUAUAACGGAACCAGUUAUAAAUAUGUAAAAUAAUGUAUAUAUUAUAAUAAAAUAACAUUUUUUAUUUAA